AUAUAACAAUAUGCCAUAAACCUUAUGAUGCUUCUAGAUUAAAAAAAAUAAUUUCUAAGUGAUCUUAUUGUUGAAGAAGUUUAUUGUUAACUUGCAUAGACCACAUAUAGUGUGUGACUUUAUUUUUCAUCGCGCAAGCAGUGCCAUAACUUAGUUUUAUUGCGAAAUGGCGUUCGUGGUGUACUACAUGAAUACUAUAUGCAAGAAGGACCCAAUCAAGACAGAGAUACAACACAUUUUGACAUCGAGUUGCGAUUCCUCCAUCUGCAAAAGCGCAAGCUAGUGGGCGUAAAGGCGUAACAAGGAAUUGAGGCGCCAGAUUAGGGAGCUCAGCCCGCGCAAAAUGAAGUGGCAGUCGGCGACCACAUAUCCCUAGAGACAAUUACGGAGGACGAUGUGGAACCCAGCACAAAUCAAGACGAAAAAUGGAGGGCAACCAACUGAACAUAAUUGUUCAGACUUAAAACCGAUCAGAUAAAUCAGAUGAAACUUUGGUCAUGUGUUCAUGACUUCAACUCUGUGGUCGUCAACAAAGGAACUUGCUUCUGAAUCUGAACGGUGCAUGCAUUCUCAUGACGAUGGCUGCCAAUACCAAGAUAUUCGCGGAUGAAGAGACUAAUAACUGGUUUAAGGCUUGCAUAGCCCUCACUGUGACAAAGACAGGACUGACUAAUUUCAUUGAGAACACAAUUAAAAAGGUGCACGCACCAUUUGGUAGCAGUUGUGGGCAAUGUUCUAUUGAAUUCCCCAAAUGCCAAACAUGUGUUAAAGUGAAACUUGGUAUAGAAUCAUGUCAUCGAUUCAAACGUCCUUCAUGGAAGAACACUAAAGCCCAAGGUUGGAAAUCAAACUGGUGGCAAAUUGCCAAAUGUUACCUUCCUCCGACAGGAUAUGCUGGCGUGUCAUCUGUUCAGGAAUCAGACUUUAACGCGGUGAUCAACAUUAUUUUGAACUGCAAAGAUUUUCAGAAUCAUCUCUGUUCCUCAUGGCUUUUACCUUUGCCGCCUAACCCGCAAUGUCCAUUAGAAAAGGUCCGUCAAAUUGGUAGAGAUGUACGCCACAGUGCCACGUGCAAGACAACAGUUGCUGAACUUCAGUACUAUUUCAAAACAUUGACCAACCUGCUGGCAGAUUCGAAAUGCCUGGCAAGAGAUCCUGAUGCAAAUAAAGCCGUCAUUAUGCUAACUGAUCUUCAGAAUGACCGCCUCCCUCUGACUGAAUUUGGCAAUCUGAUUCAAGAUUUCAAACAAGCAAUUGAGCGUAUUAAAGAUGCCACUGAGCAAGAAUUCUCUGAAAAAUUAAAACAAACUCUGGAGGAAGGUUUGAACAAAAUAAAGGAAGCAUUGAAGGACGUUGAACAAGUGAUACAACAAGCUAAUAGUGAAAUAACAGCUAAGAUGACUGACGCCACUAGCCAAAUUGAACAUAAAAAGGGGGAGAGUGUUCAGAUAUUAUAUGACAGGGCAGAAUAUUGUAAACAAAAAAUCGUAGCUGAGACGGAGACAUUGAUAAAAAGCAGUGUUCAACUUAUAAAAGACGAAUCUAAAGAUAGCGUAGAGGUCAUUCAACGUAAGAUGACUGAAGCCACUAGCCAAAUUGAAGAGAAAAAGGGGGAGAGUGUUCAGACACUAUAUGACAGGGCAGAAUAUUGUAAACAAAAAAUCGUAGCUGAGAUGGAGACAUUGACAAAAAGCAGUGUUCAACUUAUAAAAGACCUAACGAACGAUAGCAUAGAGUGCAUCCAACAAACAGAUAAUGACAAGGCAAAAGACGACUACAAAGACAAUGCAGAAGAAGAACGCUCUAAAAGCAACAUACAGGCACGGAACCAAAAUGAAAAAGAAGAAUAUGAACGAGGCGUAGCAGAAAUGCUCAAAAUUUUGAAGACACAUUACAAAAGAAAACUGAGUAACUUGACCUUCUCACCAUUGAAUGAUAGUGUUGCAGCCCCUUUAGAUGAUUUCUACAUGCAACCAAAUAUUCAGCUCAUGAAAAAAGACAAGGGGUGCUUUAUCAAAACUGGUACACAAAUUCUGUUAUACAAAAACCUGUUUUCUAAGGACAGCAAAUUAAACCAACAGACUUUCAUACAAGGCGAAGCUGGGUCAGGUAAAUCCACUUUUCUGGCCAGAUUAGUUAUGGACUGGUGUGAUUCACCUAAGAGAAGCGAUAAUUUCUUUCAAGAUUUAAAAACUCUGAAAGAUUACAAGUUCAUAUUUCUUGUCACAUUAAGGAAUUCAGUUCAGGAGUUUAAUAUUGAAGAGAUUAUUAAACAACAGGUAAUUGACUCCCUUUAUGGCAAAGAGGAUUGUGAGAAAGCGUACAAACUACUGAAUGAAAUCAUGAAACAGGAACAUUGCUUAAUACUAUUGGAUGGUCUAGAUGAGUGGACCGGACCUGGAAAUGAUCACAACCUACCGGAAUUAAAAGCAUUACAUUACACUGAAAGCCGCUGCGACCUGUUAAUUACUACUCGACCUUGGAAAUUGGCUGAUGGAAAGAUUAAGGAUUCCGAGAUUGACAUAUUAUUGCAACUAGAAGGAAUAAAAUAUCCGUUUAAGCUCAGCAAAUGCAUCCUUCGUAGAAAGUACCAAGAUGAAAAUGUUCUGAAAGCAAAAAACUCAGCCUUUACAAAGUACAUACAGAAACAGAAGCUGAAAGAGUUACUGCAAUCGCCAAUGAUGCUGUCUGUCAUCGUAUGUUGGCAUGAUGAAGGAGAGCGCAAACUUAUUUCAAAGUGUGAAAUUUACAGUUCUUUGAUUGACAGUCUUCUAAAGAAAGUGAGCAAUGAAGAGGGAUACUUUGAAGAUCAGCGGUUUAACUGUUUCGCUGAGACACAAUACAUACAACCAAAUAUUCACCACGUGAAUCAAAUAGCUGAAGCAGCAUUCCGUUUGUUGUUUUCAGAUAUACAGGAAAAAUCACUAGUAUUUGGUGCCAAAGAUCUCAAACUUGAGGAUGCGCAGAGAAAGUUUGCCUUGAAAGCCGGUAUUUUAACAAAAGCGAAGACAUCAAGUCUAGCAAGAUCAUCAUCAACGUUUUCAUUUUUCCACAAAAGCAUUCAAGAAUUCCUUGCUGCAUACUAUAUCGCAUGUAAUGAGAAAGUCAUCAAUGAAACCAUUGCUGGAUAUUUUGAACAAUAUGACAAAUCUUACCUUGCCAUGACCCAACUCUUUAUAUUUCUGUGUGGAGUGAGCAUCUCUGCAGGGAAUGCACUCUCUGACUUGAUGAAUAAAUCUAACGUGAAGUAUAACUCCCAUGGAAACACCCUGUAUCAGGACUGCGUCUUUGCUGGAUAUAGAGAGGCGGUUGCCAAUAAUAGACAGAGUACCGGUAGUAUUAACCUUAGACUCACUUGUUUCAUCAUCAACGACAUCAGUCUAGAUUUACAAAACCUCUGGAAUAUGAAUGUGUCAAAUGUCAUGUCACUAACAAUGAGGUUACCAUCUGUACAUAGAGUUUACACAGGAUUUAAGAUUGACCUGUCAUUGUGCCACAAGCUGAAGUCAUUACAACUCGAGGGCCCAGGUAUAGAGUUGAAAGAGGGUGAUGAGAAUGUGCUUGAUGACAUAUUGACUGGCAACCAGGAUGAUGAAUUACUUAAUGCUGAAGAUUCAAUGGACAUUUCACCGUCCAAAGUUGUAAAACAUUCUGCCAGUGUGACCUCAUUGGAAUUUCGAGUCUGGGAUGUUCAAAUCAGUACCGAUCUAAGCCAGUGCACAACUCUGCCCUCUAUAGAAUAUAUUAAAUUAGAGAGUGUCAAAUGUUCCUAUACGUUGCUAUGCAGUCUACUCAGCAGUCUGCUGACACUUGAUCAUCAGGUGAAGUGUAUGCUGAAUGACUGUGAAAUAACGUCAUGCGUAAAGGGUGCAGUCAGCACAUUAUUUGAUAUUGGCGAAGUAAAAAUAAAAACAGAAAAUAAAAAAAUAGCAGUGUCCGUACGUGAUAACGAUGCCAGAUUGUGGGAUGCCCUAAAUGGUCUGUAUAUCAAUAGUCUGAGUCUGGAUGAUCGUUGGAAAGCUUUUCGAGAAAAUCAUAAAGAGUCGUUGUCUCAGACUCUUGUAUUGCUCUCACAUCUGGACAAACUUAGUAUUGUAGUGGAUUAUGACACACCUGAUCAGUGGAAGACUCUUCACGGUUUAAAUAUUAAGAGUCUGAUUCUACGUAUGAAAGAAGUGAAUCAUGCAGAGUCGUUGUCUCAUUCGCUAGCCUCGCUUAAACAGCUAGAAAUGCUUAGUAUUGAUGUGGGCACUGGCAAUCGUGCUCUGUGGGAGGCUCUUCAUGGUUUAAAUAUUAAGAGUCUGAUUCUACAUAUGGAUGAAGUGAAUCAUACAGAGUCGUUGUCUCAGUCGUUAGCCUCCCUUAAACAGCUAGAAAUGCUUAGUAUUGAAGUGGACUAUGGCAAUCGUGCUCUGUUGCAGGCUCUUCAUGGUUUAGGUAUCAAGAGUCUGAGUCUGAGUUGGAACUGGAGUUGUAUGUUUCAAGGUUUGUCAGUGAAGAAUGCGAUGUCUCUGAAGCAGUCGAUAUUAUCGCUCAAACAGCUGGAAACACUUGAUGUUAGUGUGGAUGAAGACACUCCUGGUUUGUGGGAGGCUCUCCAGGGUCUGAGUAUCAAGAGUCUGAGUCUGAGAGGCCAGCUUGAAUUUAAGAAUGCGACGUCUCUGAAGCAGUCGAUAUUAUCGCUCAAACAGCUGGAAACACUUAAUGUUUAUGUGUAUGAAGACAAUCCUGUUCUGUGGGAGGCUCUUCAGGGUCUUAGUAUAAAGAGUCUGAGGCUGAGUUUUUUCAGAAUAAAUUUUGAAGAGAAGUAUGCGACGUCUCUGAAACAGUUGCUAGUAUCGCUCAAAGAGCUGAAUACACUAACUGUUAGUGGUGUGAAUGCAGGCAAUCCUGGUAUGUGGGUGGUUCUCCAGGGUCUGAAUAUCAAGAGUCUGAGUUUGAAUCUGAGUCAGAAUCUAGGUUUUGGACUGAAGUAUGCUCAGAAUCUAUGGUUUGGACUGAAGUAUGCGACGUCUCUGAAGCAGUCGAUAUUAUCGCUCAAAGAGCUGGACACAAUAAGUAUUAGUGUGGAUUACGACAGUCUUGGUCUGUGGGAGGCUCUCCAUAGUCGGAGUAUCAAGAGUCUGAGACUGCCAGGUAUUGAUGGAGGUUUUGAAAGGAAGUAUGCGGAGUCUUUGGAACAGUGGCUGUCAUCGCUCACAAAGCUAGACACACUUAAAAUUGGGAGUCUGAGUAUGAGUUUGGGUAGCAAGUAA
Molecule: messenger RNA, 5255 nt
Organism: Dreissena polymorpha
Lineage: Eukaryota; Metazoa; Mollusca; Bivalvia; Myida; Dreissenidae
Exons: 9
Coding region: 573-5255 (1560 amino acids)
Source: RefSeq, a predicted model, not a curated record